Durio zibethinus is the source of this 2487-nucleotide messenger RNA. NCBI's taxonomy places the organism in Eukaryota, Viridiplantae, Streptophyta, Magnoliopsida, Malvales, Malvaceae. The record is from RefSeq and is a predicted model, not a curated record.
AUGAAGAAUCUUCAUAUCCUAAUUCUACUCUUUUUGCCUACCUUAUUUCUCUUCUCAUGCUCUUUAUCUCUUGUGUUAUCUUUUUCCCCUUCUCAUACUCAUCUCCAAAAACAAUGCCUUGAUGACCAGAGAUCUGCUCUGCUACAAUUGCACCAUGAUCUUUAUUAUGCCCCCAAUUUUACUUUCUCUUCCAAAGCUGAGCUUUGGGAUCUCAACACUGAUUGUUGCUUUUGGAAAGGAAUUACAUGUGAUGUUAUUGGUCAUGUGAUUGGGAUUGAUCUCAGUUAUAGAGACCUUUCUGGCAGCUUUUACUCCAUUUUCAAGCUCCAUCAUCUUCAACUCCUUAAUCUUGCUGGAAACAAUUUUAAUACCGCUUUGUUUCAAUAUGAGUUUGAUAGACUCCCAAAUCUAACUCAUCUCAACCUUUCAAACUCAUGUUUCAAUGGUCAAAUUCCAAUGGAGAUUUCAUACUUAACAAGGUUAGUCUCUCUUGAUCUAUCUAAUCAAGAUUCUUGCUAUCUAAGAUACCCACUGCCUUCUGGAUUUAAACAACCUCUUAAACUAGAAAACCCAAAUUUCAAGACAUUCAUCCAAAAUUUGAAGCUACUUACAGAGCUAUACUUGGAUAGUGUGAACAUUUCAACUCAAAGUACCGAAUGGUGUCCAGCCACAUCCAUAGUUCUUGGUAACCUGCAUGUGUUAAGUUUGUCAAAUUGUGGUUUGACAGGUCCAUUUUGUUCUUCACUCUUAAGACUUCCUUUUCUUUCCAAACUUUUCCUCGGUGGGAAUUCAAUCUCUUAUUUACCUCCCAAUUUCUUGGAAAUUUCCUCUCCUUUGGUUUCUCUCAGUUUAGUGAAUUGCAAUUUGAGCGGGGAUUUUCCAACAGAAGUUCUUUCGUUGCCAAAAAUACAAAGCAUUGACAUUUCAGAAAAUUACGCUCUCGGAGGUCAGUUGCCAGAAUUUUCAUUAAACAAUGCUUUACGGAUCUUAAAAAUUUCUUCUACAAAUUUCAGUGGAAAACUGCCAGAAACAAUUGGUAAUCUUAAGCUCUUGACAAAUUUAGAUCUCAGUUGGUGCAAUUUCUUUGGACAAAUUCCAUCAUCAAUUGCAAAUCUUACUAACCUUGUGGAACUGGAUAUAUCCUAUAACAAUUUCAAUGGUUUUAUCCCUGCAUUUCAUAGAUCUGGAGUUCCAAAUCUUGCAUAUCUUCAUUUGCAGGGGAACCACCUCUCUGGCUCAAUUCCUUCUUCUUUAUUUACUCUCCCAUCAUUGCAUACCCUGUUUCUUGGGGAAAAUCAAUUGAUUGGUGAAAUUGGUGAGUUCCCCAAUGCAUCUUCCUCCUUGAUUGAAGCAUUGUCUUUAGGAUACAAUAGCUUUAGUUCCAAGAAGCUUGACAUGUUUUUCCAACUCAAGAACUUAAGGCACCUUGACCUUUCCAACAUGAGCUUAUCAAUUGAAAAGAACAUCACAAUCCUUACUUUUCCCCAAUUAGAGGAGCUAGGCCUAAGUUCAUGCAACCUUACUGAAUUUCCAGAAUUCAUCAAAACACAAGACAAGUUGGCUUCUUUAUAUCUUUCUGACCACCAAAUCCAUGGUUUUAUACCUAAUUGGUUGUGGAAGACCACUCUUUCAACCUUAUUCCUCUCUUUCAAUGCAAUUGAUUUUCCAAAAGAGAUUCCUUUUGGUGAUGCAAACUUCUCUUUUCCAAUGUUGAGAUACUUAGGUUUACAAUUCUGUAACCUAAGUAUGUUUCCAGAGUUUUUAAAGAGUCAAAAUAGUUUAGAAUAUCUUGACCUUUCAAAUAACAAAAUAAGUGGUGCAGUGCCAAAUUGGGUGUGGAAGAAAAGUUUGUGGUAUCUGGAUCUUUCUAAUAAUUCUCUCUCAUCUUUGGACCAAUUUUCACUAAACCAAUCUCUAACUUCUUCGCAAGGCUCUUUAUCAAGAUCUAUUUGUAAUUUGAGUCAACUUGAAAGGUUAAAUGCAUCUUAUAACAAAUUAAGCGGGCUUAUCCCAAGUUGUUUUGGCAAUAUCAGAACUCUCGGCUAUUUGGAUCUACAAAAAAAUAAUUUUACCGGCAGCAUACCAGAUUUUGCAAAAGGCACCCAAUUAUUUUUGCUUCAACUCAAUGACAAUAAAUUGGAAGGAAAGUUGCCAAGGUCAUUAGUCAAUUGCACAUGGCUCGAAGUUUUAAACCUUGGAAACAAUACUUUGUAUGACACAUUCCCAUCGUGGUUGGGAAAAUUGCCUCGGUUGGUGGUUCUUAUAUUGAGAGCAAAUAGGUUUUAUGGUCUAAUUAAACAUGUGAAAAAUUAUUUUCAAGACUUGGAUGUGCUAGACGUUGCUUUCAAUAAUUUUUCUGGUCAAUUACCAAUUGAAUUCUUUCAAGCCACUGAACUAAGGUCACUCAUAAUCAGUGGGAAUAAAUUGGAAGGGAAGUUGCCGAGUUCAUUAGCCAAUUGCAGAAAUCUUGAAGUUUUGGACCUUUGA